AUGACUGCAAUCACCGUUGCACGAGCUUUCGUGAAUGGCUGGGUCGCAAGAUUUGGAGUACCAGUCAACAUCACAACCGACUUAGGAAGGCAGUUCGAGUCCGAGCUCUUUCGAGAGCUGUCCAUCAUCCUAGGAAUUAAUCACCUGAAACCGACGCCAUAUCACCCCCAGGCCAACGGGCAAAUCGAAAGAACUCAUCGGCAGCUGAAAUCAGCCAUCAUGUGCCACGCAAACCCAAAAUGGACGGAAUCUUUACCCUUCAUUCUCCUCGGUAUGCGGUCUGCAAUCCGGGAAGAUCUACAAGCAUCCUCAGCCGAAGCAACACUCGCAACCACACUACAUCUACCUGGUGAAUUUUUGACCGAGAGCUCCAAUAAGAAGCCUGCAUCUGAGUUCAUCGUGGAUCUAAAGGCAACCCUUGCAAGCUACGACCAACACCAACAACAAAUCACUCGAAGCCCGCAAUAUUCGUUCAGAAGGAACUGGCCAACUGCAGGCAUGUGUUCGUAA
Topomyia yanbarensis is the source of this 510-nucleotide messenger RNA. RefSeq lists its product as uncharacterized. Gene Ontology annotation, molecular function: nucleic acid binding. NCBI's taxonomy places the organism in Eukaryota, Metazoa, Arthropoda, Insecta, Diptera, Culicidae. Gene Ontology annotation, biological process: DNA integration. The record is from RefSeq and is a predicted model, not a curated record. The transcript has a single exon. Bases 1 to 510 code for a protein of 169 amino acids.